Molecule: messenger RNA, 954 nt
Organism: Lepus europaeus (European hare)
Lineage: Eukaryota; Metazoa; Chordata; Mammalia; Lagomorpha; Leporidae
Gene: FAM216A
Product: family with sequence similarity 216 member A
Exons: 7
Coding region: 6-722 (238 amino acids)
Source: RefSeq, a predicted model, not a curated record
GGGAGAUGCCGGGCCAGGGACCGGGGGCCGGGACCGAGGGCGGCGGCAGCGGCGGAUCAGUUGGACAUUCUUACUACCAAAAUUCCAAAGGUCCCGAUAAAACCAAAGAUGGACACAAAGUGAACUCUCACAUAUCCAAGAUACAAGAGUUAUGGAAAACACCUCAAAUUCAAACAAUUCGCCUCCCUAAAUUGAUGACAGACACAUCUAUUCUAAAGCAUCCAGACCUCACCAUAGGCCAGAAACGCUAUCUGUGCAGCAUUGCCAAGAUCUAUAAUGCCAACUAUCUGAGGACGCUAAUGAAGAGGCAGUACGUGCACGUGAUUCAGCGCAGCUCGCAGAAGCCAGGUGUCCUCACUCCGCACAAGAACCGCCUCAGCUCUCGCUGCUCACAGAAGCUGCAUCACCCCUGCACUACUUGGCGGCACCAGGUGGACAGAGAGGAGUCCAGCAUUGUAACUGCAGCCACGCCUGAAAUGAUCAUACAACAUUCCUUAUGGCGACCAGUGAGAAACAAAGGGUCAAAACCUGGAUAUGCAUCUAAGACAAGAUGUAAGUCACUGAAGAUUUUUAGAAGACCAAGCAGGCUAUUCAUGCAACCAGUUUCUUCAGCUGAUUCUGAAUUCUACCUGAAUGAAGAAAGACAGGAAGAAGACUUGCUAAAUAAAUGUAUGCAAUCAAUGUCAAUUGAAGAACAGGGAGAGCAUCUGAUGCUGACCUGACAGCUCUGUGCUGGGUACUGAAUUCAAACACCAACUGACACUCAGAUUCUGUGCCAAAGGUCAGGAAGGAGCUGUGAAUUGUGUCCUCUCAACAUUUAGGAUAGUAUUGUUAUUCACCAUUAAUCAAUUCAUUUGUUCACAAACUUUUACAACAGUGUAAUUGGUCUGAUACAGUUCUACAUGCCAAUGAUAUUUAUGUAAUUAAAUAUGUAUAGUAUAUGCUUGCAUUUCU